Messenger RNA from Sphaeroforma arctica JP610, 360 nucleotides. RefSeq lists its product as hypothetical. The record is from RefSeq and is a predicted model, not a curated record. The transcript has a single exon. Lineage: Eukaryota; Ichthyosporea; Ichthyophonida. The coding region runs from base 1 to 360 and encodes 119 amino acids.
AUGAUGCUUGGCUGCCGCAUUAUUGUCCGUAUGGUGGUCGACUUGGCCCACCACUCUAACCGACACAUGAUUCUAUUUUCCGAUCACAAGCCGCUCAUGAACAUCUUGCGCGAUCCCAGUACAUACCUUCAUUCAUCGUCCAUCAAGCAUAAGCGAUGGCUCCGCAGUAUUGAGGACAUCAAUAGGAUCUCCAUCAAUGCUGGAUUUAUUGAGGACCCUCUCACAAUCUUCGUUGACUACCUCUCUCGGUGCCUUGACGAAACCGACGAACUACUUCAGCUGGCUCAGCAGACUGUCGGCUAUACGAGCUUCACACAGGAACCCCCAUCAAAGAUGAUCGUCGCCUUCGCCAAACUCUAG